Kwoniella shivajii is the source of this 1542-nucleotide messenger RNA. RefSeq lists its product as uncharacterized. Bases 1 to 1542 code for a protein of 513 amino acids. Gene Ontology annotation, molecular function: protein O-acetylglucosaminyltransferase activity. Gene Ontology annotation, cellular component: endoplasmic reticulum lumen. The transcript is spliced from 11 exons. Lineage: Eukaryota; Fungi; Basidiomycota; Tremellomycetes; Tremellales; Cryptococcaceae. The record is from RefSeq and is a predicted model, not a curated record.
AUGAUUAGAUUUACACCACCUUCAACACCACUUGUGACCAAUCCAAUCCGACUCGAAUCACCUCCCAGUUCGAAGAAUAAUCAGUCAUCUACAUCAAAGAGACGUUGUUGUAAGAUGCCUUUGGCUAUAAACCGAUUUACUUCUUUCCUAUUAUUAGGAUUUGGUAUAACGGUAAUACUAUUCCAUACGCUCAUCCAACAGACCACUGGUCAUUCGACUAUAGAACAUAUAAGCAAGCUCAGUAAAUAUUUACCUUCAAAAACAGUGAAUCGAUGGGCAGAUCUUUACGUUGCAGAAGCAGAUUUCCCAGAAACAAAGUAUAUGAGUGGUGUAGCAGGUUUCAAUUAUUUCCAUAAUCUUUAUUCAGCCAAUGGAACCUUUAUAAUAGUGACUUCUGAUCCAUCAACAUUACCUGAAUAUGGUAUAAGUGGAAUACUAUCUGGAUUAGCUGAUCCAGCCGAUAAAUAUCACAAUCAUCAAGCUGCAGAAGAAGAUAGAAUAAUGGUCGUAUCACCUGAAGAAGCCAAGGAAAGGAUGUUAUUGGGUAAAGCCGCUAUAAGGAAAAGUGGUGUCAGUCUCAUGUUUGCCGAUAUACGAGAAGGUGAACAUCAAAGUUCUUUCUUAAACCAUUAUUACCAUUUCGGCGAGAUGUUCCUUGGUCUAUGGAGAGUAGUUACGGCUGCCGGAGAGAUUGAGCUUCCCUCUCGACUGAUUUAUAAAGCUCAGUCUGUCGACUGGAGAGAUCGACCUGGAAUCACAACUUGGUUUCAACAAGCUGUUCUCCCCGAAGCUGAAAUUGAAGAAGCCAACAUCUUUGAAGAUCGAAGGAAGAGUGGUGUCACUUACUUGUUCGAUAAAAUAGCUAUCGCUGAUCGUUGGGCAGCUCAUCGAAUUGGAGUAAAUGUCAAAUAUUGGAAUAAAGCCAUUGCAGAUUUACCUCUUUUAGAUGUACCUAAAACCUGGAUGGAUCCAUUGCGUGAUCAGAUCAAACGACUCGCAAUUGCAGAAGGUUGUGAAGUCAAACGAGAGAAUUCUAAAGUGCCAACUGUGUUGUACAUCAAUCGACAAUUAACUUCAAGAAGGUUGAUCGAUCAUGAUGCGCAGGAAUUGGUUGAAGAGAUGGAAAAACUUCAAGCUGAAGGUGUAAUCGAAUUCCACAAUGAAUAUAUGGAGAAGUUACCUCGAGUAGAGCAAUUUUGUUUGGCAAUGAGAUCUGAUGUAAUGUUCGCUGUUCAUGGUAAUGGACUUUCUCAUCAACUGUGGAUGAGACCAGGAUCAGCAGUGAUGGAAAUCAUGCCUGUAACCGGUUUCGCACGAGAUUAUGCUAUCUUGGGUGAAAUGAUGGGUCAUGAAUAUUAUGCUAUUCAUUAUAAUGAAACAUUCCCACCUGAGAAAUGGAGGAAACCAGAUGGAUGGGGAGUUGAUCAAGGUCCAGAUUUCCAUUCACCAAGAAUAACCGUCGACGGUAAAUUCAUGGCUGGUAUGGUAAGAGAAAUGGCAGCUAAAAGAAUAGACGUUGUCGAACAACCUUUGCCUUGGUAG